This is a messenger RNA of Schistosoma intercalatum, 2033 nucleotides long. The record is from the annotation of a GenBank genome assembly. NCBI's taxonomy places the organism in Eukaryota, Metazoa, Platyhelminthes, Trematoda, Strigeidida, Schistosomatidae.
GUAAAAUCAACCAAUGACAUUUGUGCGUAGCACUUGAAGGCUUAACGACUUUAGACGUUACUGUAGACGUGUGAAGCGCUAGUGUUUAUUGGUUUUACAUAUUUCUGUCAAUAGUUUUACAAUGACAUCGUGCCCGUUUUUGCGUAAAUUGUCUCCUACUGUGAUUCAAAGAGAUAUUCAACAGUUGAUCCAAUUAAUACCAAGAUGUCCGUUUGCUAGGCGUUUGUUUGAUGGAACACCACUUUCCAGUCCUAGAAUGUAUUCAGAUGUCGCUAUGGAGCGUCAGUCAGAUGAAUCAUCAGUUUGUAAGAAUGUCUCAGAGUGCUUAUUGAAAAAAUGUCCUUUUACGGUCAAUUCAUAUGAGUCAACAUGUUCAAAUGAUUAUCUGUGCGCCCAAACCUCUAAUAAUCACGAAAACGAGAUGUAUCAAAACCAGUUAUGUGGGAUUUCUGAUGACAUAUGUAUUCCAAACACGUGCGCCUUAUUCGCUGGUUGGCAAAAGAGUAUAGUUGCGAGAAAAAGUCUUCAGCCAACAACAGACAUAACGAUAAAGAACGCUGAUCCAGAACAUUCUCAAACAAUCGAUUCGGUGCGUAAUGAUGGUGAUAGCUGCCUAGGUUUCAAUUAUAAUAAGUUUUUCGUGUCUGAAGUAGAAAGAAAAAAAAGAGAUUCUACUUAUCGAGUAUUUAGGAGAAUUUUAAGAGACGCAUCUGAAUUUCCGUUUGCAGAUGAUUAUUCUAGUGGUAUGAAACGUCGUGUAGCUGUCUGGUGUUCCAACGAUUAUUUGGGAAUGAGUUGGCAUCCUAAAGUUCAAGAAGCUGCCAUUUCUACCAUACGUAAACAUGGUGUUGGUUCAGGUGGAACACGUAAUAUAUCUGGUAACUCAUUGUUACAUGAAUCAUUAGAAGCUGAAUUGUCAGAUCUUCAUGGAAAACCUGCAGCUUUAAUAUUUACAAGUUGUUACGUAGCUAAUGAAGCUGUAUUACAUACUUUAGGAACUCGUAUACCGGAAUUAACAAUAAUCUCUGAUGCUGGUAAUCAUGCAUCAAUGAUACAUGGGAUUCGAACUAGUCGUUGUCCAAAAAUUAUCUAUAGACAUAAUGAUGUGAAACACUUAACUUCGUUACUUGCAAAUAUACCUAAGGAUUCGCCGAAACUAAUUGCUUUUGAAACAGUCCAUUCAAUGUCAGGUGAUGUUUGCCCAUUGAAGAAUUUAUUAGAUGUUGCUGAAGCUAAUAAGGCACUCUCAUUUGUUGAUGAAGUUCACGCUGUUGGUUUAUACGGUGCACAUGGAGCUGGAGUUGCUGAACGUGAUGGUCAGAUGCAUAGGAUAGAUGCAAUUACGGGUACACUUGGAAAGGCUUUUGCUAGUAUCGGAGGCUAUUUAGCAGGAAGUUCUGAACUAGUUGAUAUGAUCCGAUCUUAUGCUUCUGGAUUUAUAUUUACUACUUCACUACCACCACAUUCCUUGGCUGCUGCCCAAACAAGUAUUCAAAUUUUGAAAUCUUCUGAAGGAAAAGAACUUCGUGCAGAACACCAAAAACGAGUAUCUAUCGUACGCCAAAGUCUCCGUCAAGCAGGAUUGCCUGUGAUUGAAGCGCCGUCACAUAUUAUUCCGCUACAUGUCGGUGAAGCGAAACUAUGUACGAAAAUAUCAGAAGAACUGUUAUCCGAACAUAAUAUAUAUGUGCAAUCGAUAAAUUACCCAACUGUAGACAUAGGAGAUGAACGUUUGCGUAUUGCACCCACACCGCAUCAUACAGAUAAACUAACUGAAGAACUAGUGGAUUCUUUAUGUAUGGUAUGGAAAAAAUACAAUUUACCUUUGAAUGUUGAAUCAGCAAGAAAAAUCACCCGACAAGCUGGUUAACAUUGAAGAUAAACAAAUUAUUAAUAUUAUUUGAUUGUUAGUUUAAAGUAGGUGAUCAAACACAAAUUCGAUUGUUUAGUUUUAUUUAUUUCUUCACCAGUCAUUUUCAGUCAUGUAAAAGAAUGUCUACUUAAUUUGAAUAAAAUGUUAGUUUAACAAUUAA